CCCUGCGGAUUCUUCCGAGCAGUGUGCGCCUUUGGGGUGACGCUGUAACAUGAGUCAGGAUGAACACUGUGCGCCCUCUCGCACUAACAGCGCACACCCUGUGCGAGGAGGUGCACGAUGGAUCCCGUCCCGCUGCUGCUCCUCAUCGCCUCCUCUCUGCCGCUCUCCUCCGGAGUCUACAGCGGGCCCCUGCAGCCGGAGAUCUCCAACGGCACCUUCCACCACUUCUACAUCCCCGAGGGCGACUACGACGACACCGUGGACCCGGAGAAGUGCCAGAUGCUCUUUAAAUUCUCCGACGUGUCUCCAUGCGGAGCCUGGGAGGAGGACGGAGGAGACUCGGCGGUGCGGGACGACCUGGUCAUCACCAAACUGCAGGCGGAGGACGCGGCGCGCCUGCUGGAGAGCGUCGGCCGGACGGUGGCGCACGACCUGGACGGAGAGGACAGCUACAGCAAGUUCCUGCAGCGAGAGCUGUCCCAGAUCAGCGAGGCUUUCAGCAGCGUGGACAAGUCUCUGGUGGAGCUGGAGGUGAAGUUUAAGCAAAGCCAAGAAGGCGAGCUCCGGGAGGAGCAGCAGCUCGGCGGCUCUGUGCUCAGACACGUGACGGAGGUUACGGACGGUCUGAGGCGCGCCACCGACGUGUCAGUGGCGCUGAGGGACAGACACGAGCUGCUGGCUCUCAUCAUCCGGAGUCACGGCACAAGACUGAGCCGCCUCAAAACCGAGUAUCUCAACGUGGGCCUGUAGUGCGCGCGGCGUGCGUGCGUCACUGUCCGUGGAAAUCCUGCUCAGAUUAAAUACCGCUGAUCGUCGGUUAUCCCCGUUACCUGGACAUUUCUCAAAAACAUCAUCACAUUCCUCUGAGUCAGGACUUCAAUAUGCUGGAGCCUUUGAAUGACAGACAGA
This is a messenger RNA of Thalassophryne amazonica, 909 nucleotides long. It is a transcript of the gene fibina, whose product is annotated as fin bud initiation factor a. The coding region runs from base 118 to 750 and encodes 210 amino acids. NCBI's taxonomy places the organism in Eukaryota, Metazoa, Chordata, Actinopteri, Batrachoidiformes, Batrachoididae. The transcript has a single exon. The record is from RefSeq and is a predicted model, not a curated record.